Molecule: messenger RNA, 897 nt
Organism: Centruroides sculpturatus (bark scorpion)
Lineage: Eukaryota; Metazoa; Arthropoda; Arachnida; Scorpiones; Buthidae
Exons: 1
Coding region: 1-897 (298 amino acids)
Biological process (GO): DNA replication, removal of RNA primer
Molecular function (GO): RNA-DNA hybrid ribonuclease activity; nucleic acid binding
Source: RefSeq, a predicted model, not a curated record
AUGUUAACCUACGGGUGUGAGGUCUGGAGCUACUCAGCCCAAAAGAUACACAUCAGACGCAAGCUGCUUUCAGCCCAAAGGCAAGCUCUAAUUGCAAUCACUAAGCCUUAUAGAACUGCCCCUACAAACGCCCUCCAAGUGAUCGCUGGCCUAUCUCCGAUCCAGCUUCAAAUUCUUCAACGGUACGUCAAAAACCUCAUAAUCAAAUAUCAUGCAAAAGAGGUCUCAACAACGCAGCUCUAUAAUAUAAUCAACGGGCUAAACCUGCCAAACGACAUCCAGAAUCUCAUCAGGGACGUGGACGACUAUGGUAUUGAUGUAAACAACAGUAACGAACUUACCCACCCAUCGGAAACCACAACCAUGAUCAUUCACGUCAUUCAGGACGGUCCCCCCAAGGGGAAGAACUUCUACACAGACGGUUCCAAAACUGCCAACUCUGUUGGAACCGCUGUCUACUUCACGGAUACCUUCACCCCCAGCCACUGGCAAGCCGUCGCAAGGCUAAGGGACAACUGCUCAAUUAACAAAGCAGAAUCCCUGGCCAUCCUCUGUGCUCUACAACAUAUAAACAAUCAUCUCCAAAGGUUUCAACACGGCAAAGUAAACAUCAUCAGCGACAGCAGGAUUGCCUUGUGGCAGGUUAAAAACAAAAACCAUAAGCUCCCAAUUGUCAACGACAGCCUCAAGACUCUAAAACAUUUAAGGGAUAACAAUACACAAAUCUACUUCCACUGGGUCAAGGGCCACUCUGACACUAACGAAAAUGACCGGGCUGAUGACCUGGCCAAAAAAGCUGCAAACAUUACUUCAAAAAUCCACUAUCAGGCCCUACCACUCACGACUGUUCUCAGCUCUCUCCGUUCCAUUAUAAUUAACAAAUGGCAAAAUGAGUGA